CCUCUCUCCCUCACAUUACAAACGGUGAGUGUAAUUUCUGACUGUAACCACUUUUUGGUUUUUUUAGGUCACUGCUCCGACGAAGAGCCUCAGAAAAGACAACAAAUUUUUGAAGAACAUAACAGUAACGAUUCGGUUUUUUAUUUUUGUAGCGAGUUUCUAAUUGUAGCUAUUAGAAAAGAUGGGAAAGACUCCAAGUCCUGGUAAAUGGAUCAAGUCUCUUCUUGGGAAGAAGUCAUCCAAAUCGAGUUUGGAGAAAGGAGGCGAAAAAUUGAGAUCUGCAAAGAAGGAAGAGGUUGUAGUCAGGGUGAAGGAUAGUAAUGUCUCAAAGCUACCUACCGAACCCCCUGUAAUUACAUCAGAAGAAGUUGCAGCUACUCAAACUGUAGUAGUUCCUGAUGUUGUAGUCCCUGAGAAGCAGCCAAGUGGAGAUAUUGAAGGCGAGGAGGCAUCGAAUGUGAAUCUUGAGUCAGGGAAUGACUCUGAAGAAGUCAAGCUUGAAGAAGCUGCUACAAAGGUUCAAGCUGCUGUCAGAGCUCAUCAGGCCCGUGAAGAGUAUCAGAACCUCAAAAGUAUCAUAAGGGUGCAAGCAGUUAUUCGUGGUCACUUAGUCAGAAGACAAGCUGUUGCUACCUACUCGUGCAUUUGGGGAAUUGUGAAGUUACAAGCGCUUGUUCGCGGGAAGAAAGCUAGAUCCUCAGAAACCGGGGCUGAACUUCAGAAAACAAAUACGGAAAUCGAGGAUUCUGAAACUUUGCAAGGAACCACAUACAGUUGGAUGGAGAUUCCCACAAAGCUUUCCAUGAUUGAUAAGAUUUUGGUUUCAUCACCAACGACAUUGCCUCUGAAGAUGCAGUUUAGUCCUGAGAAUCCUAACUCAGCCAAGGUGUGGCUUGAACGCUGGACACAGUUGCAGGUUUGGGCUCCUGGUCCACUGGUGGUUAAAAAUCUGAUACCAAAAUCUCAGACAAAGAAGCGAAGUUUUCAAGCAGUUGAAACGGAAAAGGGAAAACUUAAGAGAGGUGUGAAGAAACCAGUCGGUGCUUUAAUUACUGGAAAUAGCUCCGGUAACCGUUCUACAACUGAAAACGAAAAGCCUAAACGAACUGUGAGGAAGGCUUCCACACUUGGUAAAGAACUUUCGAGAACUGAGAAUGACAAGUCUAAGCAGAGUUCAAGAAAGAGUACUAGCACCAUAAAAGAACGGUCCUCAGUGGAGGCUAAAGAGGAGAAGCCUAGAAUUAGUCUAAAAAAGGCUUCGCUUUCUAAUGGGAUAGAGAAAGCUACCCGGAAAUCUGCUGAGAAGAAGAAAGAGAUUGCUGAUUCAGUGCAGAAAGAAUUGUCUGUCGAUGAGGUUUCAGCUGCUGUAGUAGAUGCUCCUGAAGAUGAAAAGAUGAACCUUAUCCCUGAAACAGUUUCGAAAGAGUCUAAUCUUGAUAAAGAUGAGCAAUCACCGGUUCUGGAUAACAUGGAGCAAGAGGAUCUCAAGACUGCCGAGAGAGAUGAUAAAGCUGAAGAGGAAAUCCAAGAGCCAGACGGGCAGAUUAGCUCUGAGAAUGGAAAUGUUGCUUCUGAGAACACAAAGCCUAACGAUAGACGAGCUUCGUUGCCUGCAAAGAUUGAGAAUCAUCAUCAAGACGAUGGGCUUACACAAAGUGGGCGAAAAAUUCCGAGCUAUAUGGCUCCAACUGCAUCUGCAAAGGCAAGAAUAAGAGGACAAGGUUCUCCAAGGAUUACUCAAGAGAAGCCUGAGAAAAACGUGACAACAAGGCGCCACUCUCUUCCUCCUGCAGCCAAUGGUAAGCUGAGUACAAUGUCUCCAAGAGCUCACAGACUGCUCAUAGCUUCAGCUAAAGGAUCGAUGAACAGUGACAGGUCGUUUUCGUCCUCCAAGGACAUUGGUGACAAGUCAACGAAAGCUGAGUGGAAACGGUGAAAGAUCUGAAACUUUUUUUAGACAGAAAGAGAAAGCAAUCCAUAGAGGCAUCCUCAUCAUCUUACACUGUUGGACAAAGCUCUGAAACCUUUUGAAUCACUCUUAACUGUUUUUCUUUAUUAUGAUUGUCUGUGUGUUUUGUGUUGGUUUGGUUUUGAUUUGGUUUGGUGUGAUGAGUGACUCAUCAUGAGUCUUUGACAUGUUGUCUUCAGUUUACUUUCACAUGCUUUGUCUCACAAACAGAAUAGGGUUCGAGUAAAUAGUUUCUUUAAAAAUCGUCUCUAAUCA
This is a messenger RNA of Capsella rubella, 2224 nucleotides long. Its product is annotated as protein IQ-DOMAIN 31. The transcript is spliced from 7 exons. Gene Ontology annotation, molecular function: protein binding. NCBI's taxonomy places the organism in Eukaryota, Viridiplantae, Streptophyta, Magnoliopsida, Brassicales, Brassicaceae. The coding region runs from base 182 to 1936 and encodes 584 amino acids. The record is from RefSeq and is a predicted model, not a curated record.